AUGUUAGUUGGCACUGGUGCGACGAUAAGCCUCAUCAGCUCGUCUUUCCUGGCUAGUCUCCCGAAAGGAGACCAGGUGACGCUGCACUCGUCACCUCAGGAAAAUCUACGCACGGUUGCUGGGGACACCGUACCAGUGGAAGGGGUCGCCACGGUUUGCUUGUUCAUUGCGGGACAUGAAUUUCGGCGUGCCAUUCUAGUAGCCAACAUCACGGAUCAUUGUACAUUGGGCAACGAUUUCAUGAAGGAGUACAACUGCGUGCUGAACCUCCGAGAUGGCAACCUCCUCCUCGGUGACCGGCAACUGGUCCUCCGCUCGUGUAGGGACCCUGACGCGGACCCCUCCUACGUCGUGUGCCGCCGCACCGUCACGGUGCCGCCCUACGCGCAAUUACUUAUACUGGGACGGAUGUCGUCAGGGCAAGCCCCGAACGUCUGUGUCGUCGAGCCUUGUGCGGAAGGUCCCUCGAGCGCUGGGCUCAUGGUCGCCCGCGGUCUCGUCCAUCAUGGUGAAGGAGCAGUACCAGUUCGCGUUCUUAACGCAACUCCCUCACCGAUUGUGCUUCAGCGUGGACAACGCCUGGGGCAGUGUUCCCAAGUUGUAGAGAUACAGUUCACAGAAGAGAGGGCCGGGGGUCAUGCGCCUCCUCCUGCUGCCAUGGAGCACAAUACAAGUUUACUGCACUACAUCGAUGAGCUGAUCGAGGGUUCCCAACCGCCGCUGACGCAGGACCAGGCGGAGAAGGCACGUGCACUCUUCCAGGAAUUCCGCGACGUCUUCUCGUUCUCAGCGGCAGAUCUCGGCAGAACAACGGCAGCCCUGCACCACAUAGACACCGGGACAGCUUUCCCUAUAGAGCAGGCUCCCAGACGACUUCCGCUGGCAAGUUUUAAGGAGGUCGACAAACUCAUCAGCGACAAGGACCGUUUGUAG
Ornithodoros turicata is the source of this 933-nucleotide messenger RNA. RefSeq lists its product as uncharacterized. The transcript has a single exon. The coding region runs from base 1 to 933 and encodes 310 amino acids. The record is from RefSeq and is a predicted model, not a curated record. Lineage: Eukaryota; Metazoa; Arthropoda; Arachnida; Ixodida; Argasidae.